Phyllostomus hastatus (greater spear-nosed bat) is the source of this 2164-nucleotide messenger RNA. RefSeq names its product MLLT11 transcription factor 7 cofactor (gene MLLT11). The transcript is spliced from 2 exons. The coding region runs from base 257 to 529 and encodes 90 amino acids. Lineage: Eukaryota; Metazoa; Chordata; Mammalia; Chiroptera; Phyllostomidae. Gene Ontology annotation, cellular component: cytosol; nucleoplasm. Gene Ontology annotation, biological process: apoptotic signaling pathway; positive regulation of mitochondrial depolarization; positive regulation of release of cytochrome c from mitochondria. The record is from RefSeq and is a predicted model, not a curated record.
GCUGGAACCUAUCCUUUGAAUUAGCCGAGUCAGACAGGCAGGGGCGGGGAGUCCUUCCGCCCUUCUUAGGAGGGGCUGCAUUGCAGGGGGAGACUGAGCCGACAGACUGUCACUGGAGAGCGAGAGGGAGUGAGAAGACAAAGCCGGCAAAGCCCCCACUGCUGCCGUUCUCUCCAGCCCAGAGCAGGCACCGGGAGCGCCGGGGUCCUCCCUCCAUCUUCGGAGCACACUAGUAAUUCACUGAUAACAGGAAGUUAUGAGGGACCCUGUGAGUAGCCAGUACAGCUCUUUUCUUUUCUGGAGGAUGCCCAUUCCAGAACUGGAUCUGUCGGAGUUGGAAAGCCUGGGUCUGUCAGAUACGUCCACCUACAAGGUCAAGGACAGCAGCGUUGGCAAAAUGACCGGGCAAGCAACUGGAACAGAGCAGGAGAAAAAUCCUGAAGGCGAUGUCCUCCUUGAGUACAGCACCUUCAACUUCUGGAGAGCUCCCAUUGCCAGCAUCCACGCCUUUGAAUUGGACUUGCUCUAAGCCCAAGAUUCCUCUUUCCCACCACUUUGCCCUCAUUGUCUUCCCUUUCAAGCCCUUUCCUUUCCAUCCUUUUCUCCUAUCAAUCUUGCUUUCUCUCCUCCACUGUGUUGAGGUGGUGCUGAUGAAUCUGCCAGAGUUCUGUACUUAUUUGUUUGUUUAUUUAUGUAUGUAUGUAUUUAUUUAUUUAAUGUGGGGGGGGUUGUGUUUUUUUUUUCCAGUUUCUCUCAAGAGCCCUCAAGCCACAAAGGGUUCAAGCAAUGGAGUACUUAGUGACUGGGUCAGGGGGAUUCCUCCUCCUCUCCACCCCGUAUUAAUUCCAGAAAACAGGCCUGAUGGGGGCACCAGAGAGUAGUACUAUAAUAGAAGCACUGAUACAUAUAUUUUUUUUUUACCUCAUUUUAAUCAGCUUUAGAGAUCGCUCAAAACUUCCUAAUUCCCUGUUCCAGGCCAGUAAACACAAAUAUUUCUUCAAGGGUUGAUGAAUACCUUGUAAGUUUUAAUUUGAGACUAUCUGCUACAAGACAGUAGGAUUCCUAAAAGAUUAAGGUGAUAAGAAACUUGCUUUUUCUGAAAUUGGGGGUAAAUGUAUAUAAAACAAGAGGAAAUAAUGUCUUGGAAAAUGAAAAUAGGAGAAAGCCCUGAAUUGUUUCAGGAAUAGUUAUGCUCUCUCAAAAGGAUGUUUCUUCUUAAGCCUACUUACUUUAUAAUUUUGCUCCUAACUGUGGGUUGAAAACUCUGAGGAAAAUCACUCAAUUUCAAAUCUUAAAAUGCAAUCUCGAUGACUAUUCAUGAUAAUUUGUAAGGUCUUGAUUCCUUUCCUAAAAGGCGUAGGGUUUGGUCCCUAGUACUUGAGACUUGCCCUCCUGCAUCUCCAGCUGAUACCAGCCAUUGGGCCUCAGGCACAGUUCUUCAGCCUACCUUGAGACCAGGAAGUGAGCAAUCACCUUCUGACCCUACACCCUGUUCCCACUCUUUCCAAAAUUUUUGCUGAUUUGUGCUGCCAUUUACUCAUAUCUUUAAUAAAGACAUUCAACCCCAGGACUGCAUUCUAGUUUUCUCUCUCCACAGGAACACAGUCUAGAAUUUCACAAGUUAGCCUUGUUUUCACAUUCAGCUUGUAUAUUUUUCUCAUAUUCAACUCUGAGGAAGAAUGACUUGAGUAACUUUUAUACAUUAAAAUGACUAACUUUAGGUUGGACGGGUAUACUUACCCGUUCAAGGUAAAGGGUGAAAUCGACUUAAAAUUUUUUAGCUAGAAAGCUGCAACCCACCACUCUUCUGCUUUCCCACUACCAACAUAUUUGAGGAGGCACCUGUGGCACUGUAUGUUUCUUAUCUCAGCGCUAGUGCCAAAGAAAAUAAACGAAUUCACCCAAAUAUGUUAUCUGCUUACUUAAAACUCAUUAAAAAAUUUUGUGCUAACUUACAAGUAGUUGGGGUGCCUACUCUAUGAAAGGCACUGGGCCAGACAGUAUAAAAGGAUGUAAACAACAAUGAAACAAGAUUUUGACUCUCAGACUUAGAAAGGGAAGCUAUAAAUACCGAUACAGAUGGACAGUACUUGGGCAACAUGCUGUAAAUAAAGAUGACUUGAACGAGAUCUAGAUAAAUUCAGAAAAGGGUAACACGGGAAUC